ACUGGAAAAAAAUAAUUAAAUUGUUGAUUCUGUAUGGCUUAUAAUCCAUCCCCUCUGAUGCAAUCAAGUACGCAGCAAUAUGGGGGCAGUUGAUUAUCCUAACCGAACACGCCCACUACCAUGCUUUGAAUUAUGGGAGAUGUGGUCUGUUAUUUGAUUGAACAUGGAAAAAAUGGACGUGCAGCCGCCGCCUAUCCGAACCUUAGAUGAUUUUGUUUUGAGCUCGGCUCAGUUCGCCGUGCCAGAUAUUCGUAAUCUGGAGAGAUGGAACAAUCGGAUCAUAAACAACUUGCUGUAUUACCAGUCCAACUAUUUCGUCUCGUUUUUGACCAUCCUGGGAAUAGUAGGUUAUUUCCAGCCCUUCAACCUCUUCUUGGGGGCCACAGUUGUGACAUUGAUAUUCAUGGGGUUUGUAUGGGCAGCAGAGAACCAGGCCCCCAUCAGGCGGUUCCGCCGGAACCACCCGUCCUUGGCCCUGGGUGCCAUUCUGGGGGCCAGCUACCUCUUCCUCACAGUGCUUGGGGGAGUGGCCGUCUUCCUCUUCGGCAUAGCCUUCCCCAUCUUAUUGAUAUUGAUCCACGCCUCUGUUAGACUGCGGAGCCUCAAGAACAAGUUGGAGAACAAGCUGGAGAGCAUUGGUUUGAAGAGAACACCUAUGGGGCUCCUAUUGGAGUCACUAGGACAGGAACAGGAAGCUGGAUCUUAGAGGGGGAGGAGAGGAGGAAAAAAAAAGGAGAUAUGUGCCCUGUUCUAUUUCAGUCUCUUGCCUCUUGCUCCUUUGGUAUGCCCAAAUCUGAAAGGAAUGGAUGAAGCAAUAUGGUGAUGAAGCUAAGCUCCAUCAUAUAUCCUGUCCUGCCCAGAUAUGUAAUCACAGGGGUAGGUGCCAGAGACUUAAAUGGAAUGAGGCCUCUCAUACUGAGUGCACGAAAAGUAGAGGAAGAGAGGAGGGGAGUAAAGCAAAGGUGUAAUGAUUGUUAUGAUUUCUCAGUGUCACAAAGGUGGUGUAACAGAUUGUAAAUUCUGUGGAAUCUAUUUGGCCUAUGUAAUGCACACACUAACUGAUGUGGGUUCUUCCCCUGCGAUGUAAGUCAUUUUGCACCCCUUGACAAGUUCCUGAUAUAGAGUUUACAUUGUAUCCUCAGAAAAAGAUUUUUAAAAAGACAUUGUGCACUGAAAAUCUGCGCUGAGAAGUAAACGUGGCCUCCUAACAGACGUGUGUUGUAAGUGCUACAAUAAGAUGGUUUUUAAAAUGCAAUUUAAUGCCAGUGUUAUGGUUACAAAAAAUGAUUUUACAUAGAAACCUAAAGGUGUUUGAUGAGUCACUACUCUGUGACUCCUGACCACACUGCUUUUUGUGUUAUUGUACAUCUUCUACUAUUGUUGGGUUUUGCAAUUUAAUGCAGUUGAAAGUUUAAAUGUGUUUUGGGAUGGAAGGGCAACAGUGGAACAACUGUAUGCUUUGCAUAGAAAUAUAAUUAAUUCUACUUCUAUGAUUUUAUUAUUCCAAGAAUGUUUACCGGGAUUAUUUAUGCCUCUGUCCACGCAUUAUUUGGUGCCAAGAACAUUAAUGUCAGUCUGCCUUCAUUGUUUAAAAUUCUAUUCAAUUGAGAAUAUUUUAUAUUUCUUUGAUCAUUGCCUUCUAUGGACUUAAUGUGUGUUUUUUUUACAAUGCUGUCAACAUGUAUUUACACUUCAUUUACUAAAUAAUAUACCUUA
Molecule: messenger RNA, 1716 nt
Organism: Oncorhynchus tshawytscha (Chinook salmon)
Lineage: Eukaryota; Metazoa; Chordata; Actinopteri; Salmoniformes; Salmonidae
Product: PRA1 family protein 2-like
Exons: 3
Coding region: 164-706 (180 amino acids)
Cellular component (GO): membrane
Source: RefSeq, a predicted model, not a curated record